AGCGCGCAGAGAGAGCGGCUCAGAGAGGAGCCGGCACCGGGACCAGGACCGGGACCAGGACCGGGACCAGGACCAGGACCGGGCAGCAGCCGCCCCGGCCUCAACAUGAGAGCGGCGCUGGGUUGCAUCACCCUCGCUCUGUGCGCGCUGCAGCUGCCCCACGGCCGGGCCCUGCCCCACGGCCGCGCUCCCAAGCACAGGGAACCCCCGGAUGGGAGACCCCCCCCAGCCGUUCUGCGCGUACCCCACCGCCACCCACCGCCCCCUCGUGGGGACCCCCCGCUUAGGCUGCAACCCAACCGGCGCGGACAUCUCGUCGUCCCUAUGCACCCCAAACCGGCCCUAUGGCACGGCCCCGAGCUGACCCCACGGCUCAGACACCGACACCCCACGGGGCGAAGGGGUCGACGUCACCUCGGGGUUCGGCUGCGCCACGCUCAGCCGCUGCGGGUGGGCUGCGUGUUGGGCACGUGCCAGGUGCAGAACCUCAGCCACCGCCUAUGGCAGCUGAUGGGCCGCCCGGGCCGCCAGGACUCGUCCCCCAUGAACCCCAACAGCCCCCACAGCUACGGAUGAGGGUUUGACCCCCCCCCUCCCUCUCCCCACCUCUCCUCUCCUCUCCCUUCCCCUCCCCAGGACUUUGUGGGUCGGGUAGGAGCUGACACUAAAGCACUUCCAUUGGC
Gallus gallus (chicken) is the source of this 683-nucleotide messenger RNA. RefSeq names its product adrenomedullin 2 (gene ADM2). The transcript has 3 exons. The coding region runs from base 106 to 576 and encodes 156 amino acids. Gene Ontology annotation, cellular component: extracellular region. Lineage: Eukaryota; Metazoa; Chordata; Aves; Galliformes; Phasianidae. Gene Ontology annotation, biological process: regulation of systemic arterial blood pressure; adenylate cyclase-activating G protein-coupled receptor signaling pathway; positive regulation of heart rate. Gene Ontology annotation, molecular function: hormone activity. The record is from RefSeq and is a predicted model, not a curated record.